ACCCAAACAACCAAUCAGAAGAGCCCGGGGGAUUUUCUUUUUUUUUCCUGAGCAGGAAUCUUCUUCCAUUUUCCACGUGGAAAGCAGAGAGUGAAGAGCUUGGGAGGAAGCUGGAGCACCCACGUUGACUUGAGCCUCUUUGUCCCAAGAGAGAAGAUUGGGCUUGUGUGUAUUGUUCCCUGCAACGUGGGAACUCCAUGCCGAAGAGAUGGAAAAUCCUCCCACUGGAGAAGCUGUGCCUGCAGGAGCUGGCUUGGAGGACAAGUCCUUACUGGAUCAUAGACUAUAAACAGGAUGACCUGGCUUUCUUCCAUGUCCAGGAUCUAAUCUGUUUACUGGGGCAGAACAAGAAUUUCAUCCCUCCAAUGUUGCAUUUGCUCCUUGUGCCUCAACUGAGAGACAUCAAUCUGUCAACUUGCCAAAAUAUCGUCACUAGGAGUAUCGCCUUGACAAUGAGGGUGCAAUGCAGGAAUCUGUUGUCACUAAAUCUCCAUGGCUGCAAGCAACUUCCUGCAGAUGCUCUGGCUCGCCUGGUGGAAAGUUUGCCACGACUCAUCAGACUAGACCUUUCAAAGACCCUAUGUGACACGCAAGUGUUAUCCGCCAUAGGCUCUUCUUGUAGACAGCUCCGUGAACUGAACCUCUCCCAGUGCAGGACCUUGUCUUUGACAUCCCUCCUCUACUUGGCUUAUGACCCCCGCCGGAGAUUGUUUGGCUGCCAGUCAUUGCAGAAACUCUGCAUUUUUGGGCUAAAGGCUCCCAAAGGCCACUUAUGGGCUCUCCUCUUUGUGCUGAUGGCAUUGCCCAGGCUCAUGUUUUUGUUGAACAGUUCCAUCUCAAGUGUGUUGCAUCUGAUCUACAAGCAGCAGUUCGACCAUUCCCGGUUGCCUCCUGGAUUUCCCUCUCUAGCAGAACUAUUCCAACACAGAAUGAAAGCCCGCAGAGAAGAGGACAUCUCCAGACUUACUCUGCUCCUCAGGGAAAUAAUUGUGGUGCGUGAAUCUGUCUUGUCUGUAAUCAACAUAAUGUGCCCCUAUAUGGAAAAAGCGACGGUCUUUCUAGACGACCGACCUCUCUUGGCCUACAGCUUCCUCUCUUGGCGCCACCUCACACACUUGACCAUCAUCUGUGACAAACACAGAAAUCUGAGUGACCUUUUGCCAAUGAUGGCAAGCCUUGGGGCUCAGCUUCAUGGCCUCAUAAUCCGUCACUUCUUCUUGGCUGAAGAGUCCUCUUUCCAUGUUCUGCUGAGCUAUUGCACAAACCUCCAGGAAUUUGAAGGUUUAUUCCUCCCUCCCAGGACAUCUGUCUGUGGCCGACAGGAAGACAUUGACACCUUGGACUGGGAUUUCAGCCUACCCUGCUUUGAAUUUCCUCAGCUUUCUUUGUUUACCCUGGAGUACCCUGAUGCAGAGAUUCCCUUGCCUUUCCGUCAUGCCAUGGUGCUGAGACAAAGCCUUGUAAAUGUGCUAAAAGAGUCUCCUGGUCUGAAAUACCUGACACUGCGCCGGCUGCCUUUUUCCCUGGACAGGGUGUUUGAGAGGGUGCUGAAAUCUCCGAGCACAGCUUUGAGGCACAUUGAUGAGCUGGUGUUCUCUCAAAUCAGGGUUUCUGUGCAGGUUGUUAACCUGAUUUUGUCCUCUGAGAAUGAACUGAGCUACUUGUGUCUGCUGAAAUGCCCAGGUAUUAGUGAAACAGACUAUAAUGAGUUCACCAGGAAAGUCGACACGGAGGGUUUUGAUGUGGAGAUUAUGUGGAAAUCAAGUUAUACCUCAGAAUGAAAAGUAUUUGUAACUAUGUUUUUUUCUGUACCUGUUUAAAUAAUAAAAAAACCAUAUUUCUGUUGUGGUUUCCUAAAGGCAGAA
Molecule: messenger RNA, 1865 nt
Organism: Anolis carolinensis (green anole)
Lineage: Eukaryota; Metazoa; Chordata; Lepidosauria; Squamata; Anolidae
Exons: 4
Coding region: 198-1781 (527 amino acids)
Source: RefSeq, a predicted model, not a curated record